Molecule: messenger RNA, 3845 nt
Organism: Nothobranchius furzeri (turquoise killifish)
Lineage: Eukaryota; Metazoa; Chordata; Actinopteri; Cyprinodontiformes; Nothobranchiidae
Gene: wnt4
Product: wingless-type MMTV integration site family, member 4
Biological process (GO): multicellular organism development; canonical Wnt signaling pathway; cell fate commitment
Cellular component (GO): extracellular region
Molecular function (GO): frizzled binding; cytokine activity
Source: RefSeq, a predicted model, not a curated record
GACGCACGCGUUUGAUCUGGGGCACAAGUGAAUUGGUGCGCUCUCCUCCCGGGACCCUGUAAAACUAUCUAUCACACGCGCCCGCGCGCGCGGAUAUACAUCUAUGCUGAGCUCAAACACCGCACCCACCUCUCCACCCUCGCGCCGCCCCCUGACUAAAGCCAGCGUGCAGCUCUUUCCUCUCGGCUCGGAGGUGUGUUCAGGUCUGUGUGUGUUUGAGCUCAGCUGCUGCUCGCCUGACGGGACGGACUUCUUAUGUCACCAACAACCUAAGUCAAGAAGAAUGAUGCGCGCGCCCGGUGACGCGCGGGAACGAUCUGAUUACUAAGUGGGAGCAGUCACUCUUAGUAGUUCAUCAAUUGAAGUAUCCAGGUUUCUGCGAGUCCCCGUCCCUUCAGAGGCAGAGGAAGGGACGGGAGAACCGGGGAGGCGGACCGUAAAUCUACGCCUGGAUGCGUGGCGAUGGAUUAAAACCUCUCUGGAUCCCGCAACCGCCGCUGGUUUAUGCCCCCUGGCCCUCCAUCCUCCCCGGGAUUAUUUUGGCUCUCGCACACCUCCUCUCCUGUCCUCUCGACAUGACCGAGGACUAUGUCUUCCGGUGCGUCCUGAUGCUCUGCAGCGCGCUCAUCUCCGCCAACGCGAGCAACUGGCUGUACCUGGCCAAGCUGUCAUGUGGGAGCAUCAGGGAGGAGGAGACCUGUGAAAGGUUACGAGGCCUCAUUCAGAAACAGGUUCAGAUCUGUAAGCGCAGUGUGGAGGUGAUGGAUGCAGUGCGGCGUGGUGGGGCACAGCUCGCCAUAGACGAGUGUCAGUUUCAGUUUCGUAAUCGUCGCUGGAACUGCUCCACUCUGGAGACCAUGCCUGUGUUUGGCAAAGUGGUCACCCAAGGGACUCGUGAGGCAGCCUUUGUGUACGCCAUCUCAGCAGCCAGUGUGGCGUUUGCGGUCACUCGGGCCUGCAGCAGUGGAGAACUGGAAAAAUGUGGCUGUGACCACAAUGUGCAUGGAGUCAGUCCAGAGGGCUUCCAGUGGUCAGGCUGCAGUGACAACAUAGCAUACGGCGUGGCCUUCUCACAGUCGUUUGUGGAUGUGAGAGAGCGGAGUAAAGGCCAGUCCUCCAGCCGGGCUCUCAUGAACCUGCACAACAACGAGGCUGGGAGAAAGGCCAUCCUGUCUCAGAUGCGUGUGGAGUGUAAAUGUCACGGUGUUUCCGGUUCCUGUGAAGUGAAGACCUGCUGGAAAGCCAUGCCACCAUUCCGCAAGGUGGGCAACGUCAUCAAGGAGAAGUUUGAUGGCGCCACUGAGGUGGAGCAGCGCAAGGUGGGAUCCACUAAAGUGCUGUUUCCUCGCAAUACUCAGUUCAAACCUCACACAGAUGAAGAUCUGGUCUACCUGGACCCAAGCCCAGAUUUCUGUGACUAUGACCCUCGUACACCGGGCAUGCUGGGUACAGUGGGCCGCCACUGCAACAGAACCUCUAAGGCCAUUGACGGCUGUGAGCUGAUGUGCUGCGGCCGUGGUUUUCAGACACAGGAGGUGGAGGUGGUGAACAGGUGUAGUUGUAAGUUCCACUGGUGCUGUUACGUGAAAUGCAAGCAGUGCCGCAAAAUGGUGGAGAUCCAUACAUGCCGAUGAUGGAGGCGAGUACGCAGAGGGCACCGCUGAUGGAUGAAACAAACACCCCACAUUCCUCCUCAGUUACAGGCUGGAGGGAGCAAAAUGGUCUCAUGAAAGAGAAGAGCUGCCCUGAUUUUAAACCACCCUCCGCAUGCUGGUCAACAAAAUUGGCUGUAAGGCCAAAGGUCAUCCCAUAUAUAUCAUACCACUGUAAUGAAUGUCACUAGAUUAGGUGUUGGACGUGCUAAAAUGCUACAGUCUGGAGACCUUUCACUUCCUGUCGCGUCUGUUCCAUGUCUGGUUUGUCAUUGAUGCUUUUAUUUUUGUAAUCUUUAACUUAUUGGUUGGGACUGAGGAAAUUGGCAGGUACAGUACAAGAAGAAGGGAUGAACCUAGACCAGUGACUGGGCGACUGAGGCGAUCGUUGGGUUCAAAUGUCAGGAUUGGAAAUCUUCUCUGCUUAUGGGACUCACUCGGAGAGCUGGAUGUGUAAAAGGGUCCUGUCCUGAUGAGUCUGUCUGAGGCAGGACUCGUAACUUGUAGCAGAAGAACCAGCUAAACUGGAAUUCUUUACUUUCCCAUUGCCUUGCCCUGAGGCUGCUGUCCUUUGGCUUGCUGGCUGUGCUCCUCUCCCUUAGAGGAGGAAAAUGAAACAUCACUGAGGGCCUCCAUCCUGGUUUCUUAUUGCUGACCAGUAUGACUGGCGGGUGAUGGGCUUCAGAAUAAUGAAACACACACAGUACCUGGGUCUAUCGACUGUUGAACGGGAAUCCUGACUGCUUCUGUCCACCCACCAGAGUGUUCUAAAAAGCUGUCAGGAACCCAAAGGGUUGUUGCCUCUGUGAUGCCUGUUAAAAUCACUAGAUCAUACUGUACCUUUAUUUAGAAAGCACCUUUAAAAGUAUCGAGUACCCACCAGGAUGCUAUACAGAGAACCGUCUUUACCUUGACAAACACACAAAGCCAUUGAUACACCCAUCAAAAGGAACCGUCAUCAAUCUUCACCCCAAGACUGACUACAGAAAUCCUGCAGUAGGCACAUCAGUGUAGUGAUUUGGGACAACCAAAACGGCCUCAGCCUCCAGUCAGUUCAGGUUCAGAAAGUUGUUUGGUAUCCAAACCUUUUCUUCAGACCUUCAGUCUUCGAAUGAGUGAUCACCUGAUUUAUUGAAAUGUAGGUACAGCUGGCAUAGCAGGGACAUUAAAUUCCAUCCAUCUAUCUUCUGCUGCAUCCUGAGAUCCAGGAUGGAGAAACAACAUCUUAAUCAGUAAACCACGCUUUUCUCAGCAACCUCCGUCAGUUCGUUCAGGUAAACUCCAAAGCGUUCCUUCACCAGAUCUUCUGUGUUCAAUGCACAGGAGGGGUUCAGUCACUCCUCCUGAAUGCCUGAGCUCCCCACCUGCUCCCUGAGGGUGAGUCCAGCUAUUAAGAGAAAGAAAUGCAUUGUCUCUGGUGUUUUGGUGGGCUCAGGACCACAGGCCAGUGAUGGCCUAUAGAACCACAGCUCCACCAUUCACCUCAGCCCUGACUUCAGUAUGCCAGAUUCUGGUCCACACAAUGUCCGCACUAAUCUAUCUACAUACCUCGCGCGCGCACACACACACACACACACACACACACACACACACACACACACACACACACACACACACACGCACGCCCGCACGCACACGCACACACACACACACGUAAACUUGCACACCAAUGGAUGAGACUGGGGUGCCAGAACUCCCCAAGAUACUUAUUUCCAACCAAAAGAUGGCAAUCCAUCUUUUUUCAGGGGAGGACCAUGGUAUCUGAUGGCUGGACUAAGUAACUUGUCCACCAAUCAAACCCUGUAGCUGGCUCAAGUCAGUGUAAAACAAUCCUCAUCUGUCAAGUGUGCAGCUGGCAAAUUUUGAGGCAAGGUUUUGUAAAUCCUCCAUGCAUGGAGAGUCUUGGCGAGGGCUUUUCAAUUCCAGGCCUUGAGGGCCGGUAUCCAGCAUGUUUUAGUGGUUUCUCUGCUCCACCACACUAGAUUCAGUGGUUGAAUCACCUGUGCAGCAGCUAAUCUGGCUCUGCUGAUUGAAAUCAGGUGUGUUGAAACUGUUAAAACUAAAAUUUGCUGGCUACCUGCCCUCCAGGACCGGUAGUGAUUACCCAUGGUCUAGAGCAUUCAGUGACACCAGAGCUAAAACACAUUGUUUUCAACUAUUAUCCUCACGUUAUGCUGCUUACACACACACACA